Molecule: messenger RNA, 1962 nt
Organism: Lutra lutra (Eurasian river otter)
Lineage: Eukaryota; Metazoa; Chordata; Mammalia; Carnivora; Mustelidae
Gene: VSIG2
Product: V-set and immunoglobulin domain containing 2
Exons: 7
Coding region: 644-1915 (423 amino acids)
Source: RefSeq, a predicted model, not a curated record
AAAAAUAAAUAAAAGGGUCAUUAGCUCUCAGGUAUCAUGGGGAGGGCCCAAAAAGUCUGAAGCCAGGAAGACCCUAACCCACUCGGAGCAGGAAAGGGUUGAAACCUGGUGCCCUUCCUGCUAAGGGUGCUCACAGACUUGGGGUGUGGGUGCUCUUAAUCUCCAGCUUCCUCUUAAAGGUAGGAGGGAGAAACCUGACUUGUUCCUCCCUCUCCCAGACCACUGAGUCCUUAACAAACACAUCUUCCCCUCCAGUGCAGUGAGGGAAAGCUGGACAUAGGACAGGGUGUAGGCCUGUGCUCCAAUUCUGUCACCCCUGUCCUGUCAAGGGUGGGGUCUCCUCCAAGACUCAGUUUCUCUGCCAAGACAAGGAGUGGCUCUGGGAGUGGGGAGGUGGCUGUGGUUUCCAUGGAGACUCCUACCUCAGCAAGCCUGAUAAAGGUGCCAAAGAAGGAUCUCAGACAAAAGGAGGGCUAGGAAGGAUAAGAAUCUCUGAAGGGGUCAGAAAGGGUCUUCUGCCUGGGCUCAUGCUCUGGAACACCAAAGUCGUGAUGUCCAUUUGCCAACUCAGGUUAUUAAAAUGCCUCCCUCUUCUUCCGGGCCAUUCUUUGUUUACAGAUCACUCCAGAUCUGAUCCCUUCCCAUGGGGUGCCCACCCAAGCCCUGCUCUUUUCCCCAGGACCUGACAGUUUCAGAAACAGGGGGGAAGAGGAAGGAAGAAGGGAGUGAGGCUAGGAUGAUUCCAGUAUUGGGGCUGGAGGAGGGAGGAGCAUUUCCUUACCUGAGGGCAGCGGCCUCUCCCCUUGUUUGCUCUGAGAUAGUCAGUCUCGCUGCUGCCCUGCACCAGGAGGCUGCCCUUUGGGCGCUGCCUUCCCUCGCCCAGACCCAGACGCCCAGAGCCACCCCCAGACAGCUGGACUCGGUCAUGGCCCGGCUUCCGGGGCCCAUCCUCUGCGGGGCCCUGCUGGGCUUCGUCUGCCUGGGCGGCCCCGGGCUAGCCGUGGAGGUGAAGGUCCCCGCCGAACCCCUGAGCACCCCCGCGGGCAAGACCGCAGAGCUGACCUGCAGCUACAGCACGUCGGUGGGAGACAACUUCGCCCUGGAGUGGAGCUUUGUGCAGCCUGGGAAGCCCAUCUCUGAGUCCCACCCCAUUCUGUACUUCACCAAUGGCUAUCUGUAUCCAACUGGUUCUAAGGCAAAGAGGGCCAGCCUGCUUCAGAACCCCCCCACAGGAGGGGUGGCCACCCUGAAACUGACUGAUGUCGACCCCUCAGACACCGGAACCUACCUCUGCCAAGUUAACAACCCUCCAGAUUUCUACACCAAUGGGUUGGGGCUAAUCAACCUUACUGUGCUUGUGCCCCCUAGCAGUCCCUUGUGCAGUAAGAGUGGUCAGACCUCUGUGGGGGGCUCUGCUGCACUGAAAUGCAGCUCUUCCCAGGGAGCCCCCCGGCCAGUGUACAACUGGGUACACCUUGGAUCUUCCCCUACACCUUCUCCUGGCAGCAUGGUGCAAGAUGAGGUGUCUGGCCAGCUCAUUCUCACCAAUCUCUCCCUGACCAAUUCUGGAACCUACCGCUGUGUGGCCACCAACCAGAUGGGCAGUGCGUCCUGUGAGCUGACCCUCUCUGUGACUGACCCAUCCAAAGGCCGAAUGGCUGGAGCUGUGAUUGGGGUGCUCCUGGGUGUGCUGUUCCUGUCAGUCGCUGUGUUCUGCCUGAUAAAGUUCCAGAAAGAGAGGAGGAAGAAACCCAAGGAGACAUAUGGGGGUAGUGACAUUCGGGAGGAUGCCACUGCGCCUGGGAUUUCUGAGCAAACAUCCGUGAGAGCUGAUUCCAGCAAAGGGCUCCUGGAGAGGCCCGCCUCUGCCAACAGUGUGACGACCACAAAGUCCAAGCUCCCUAUGGUUGUCUGAUACCCCCCCCAUCCGUGCGGGGGAGUAUCAAGAAUUAAAGCCUUUGG